CUUAACUAUACAAAAUCAACAAUCUUGAAAUCCAUACAAUAACAAGCAGCUCAGUGUUGUCUUUCUUCAGCAAUAGACACACAAUUAUCUUAUCACAUAUUCCAAAAUGGCUUCUCUUUCCAUCUCUGUAAAACAUACUCUCCCUUCUCUGCUCCACAGUCAAACCCCAAAAAUCCCCAUUUCCCAGAACCUCACCAUUGUCUCCAGAUCAUCACAAUCUCAGUUUUAUGGUCUUAAAGUCCAAAAUUCACCUUCUUUUUCAACCCCUUCUUCUUCUUGUUCUAGAACUUCCAUUGUUGCUAAGGUGAACAAAGGUACAGUGCCUCCACCAUUCACAUUGAAAGAUCAAGAUGGUAAAAAUGUGAGCCUUUCCAAGUUUAAAGGCAAACCUGUUGUGGUUUAUUUCUAUCCUGCUGAUGAAACUCCUGGUUGCACCAAACAGGCAUGUGCCUUCAGAGACUCUUACGAAAAAUUCAAGAAAGCAGGAGCUCAAGUUGUUGGAAUUAGCGGAGAUGAUCCUGCUUCUCACAAGGCCUUUGCAAAGAAGUACAGACUCCCAUUUACCUUAUUGUGUGAUGAAGGCAACAAAGUUAGGAAAGAAUGGGGGAUCCCAGGAGACCUUUUUGGUGCAUUGCCGGGAAGACAGACUUAUGUGCUUGACAAGAAUGGAGUGGUUCAACUCAUAUAUAACAAUCAGUUCCAACCUGAAAAGCAUAUUGAUGAAACAUUGAAGUUACUUCAAAGCCUUUAAAUAUUAAGGUUCUCCUUUCUACAUUCUUUUCCUGCCUUUUAAACAUUAAAUUUCUCGUACUUUUUCUGCCAAUUGUAUGUGAUCUGAGAGUCUGUACAACCAUUUUUAGUUGUUAGAUAUGUGAAAGGAGCUGUUAGUUUGGAGUCUUGCUACAAUUUAUGCUGUAGAAUGUUAAACUCGCGGCCUCCUGUGAGUGAUAAAACUUUUAUAUAUGGGCCUUUACUCUUUGUAGUAA
Messenger RNA from Nicotiana attenuata, 986 nucleotides. Its product is annotated as peroxiredoxin Q, chloroplastic-like. Lineage: Eukaryota; Viridiplantae; Streptophyta; Magnoliopsida; Solanales; Solanaceae. Gene Ontology annotation, cellular component: cytoplasm; chloroplast thylakoid membrane. Gene Ontology annotation, molecular function: thioredoxin peroxidase activity. The record is from RefSeq and is a predicted model, not a curated record. The transcript has 4 exons. Bases 107 to 751 code for a protein of 214 amino acids. Gene Ontology annotation, biological process: cellular response to oxidative stress; cell redox homeostasis.